CUUCUUCUUCUUCUUCUUCUUCUUUUUUUUUUAUUACUAUUGUAUGACUCUGUAUUUACAAAAAAUCUCUUACACUAACACUCACAAUCACACUUCUAUACAUCAUAAGUUAUAAUGUUUAAUAAAGUAAUAUCUAUCAAUACUAUCUGUAUAUAAUUUGUAGUAGCCUGUUUAAAGUUGAAAAAUUUUCGGUGUGCGGUGAACCAAAAAAAAAUGAGAAAUCAUCAAAACUUUUCAAAACUUCAUCCAUCAAUCAAUUAGUUAACAGUCCUUAUUAAUCAUCAUCAAGUUCAUAUCUUUGUGAGAUUAUCCAAGUAUCAGGCAUAGUAUUAGUAUCAUACGUAAAUGCUAUCUUAAUCGUUCCUUCCCCUCCAUUCAAUCAAUUCAAAUCAGACUUAUUCCCUUCCCAGUCCCCCACCCAAUAGUAAUAAUAAUUCAAUCAAGAUGUCAUUUAUAAAUAUAUGUCGUGAUAAUACCGAUCCAUUUUAUCGUUAUAAGAUGCCUGCCCUUCAAUCGAAGACUGAAGGUAGAGGUAAUGGUAUCAAGACUUUAAUUUCCAAUUUAAGUGAAGUUGCUCGUGCUUUAGGUAGACCACCAGCUUACGUCAUUAAAUAUUUUGGUUAUGAAUUAGGUACUCAAACUUCAAUGGAUGAUGCUGCCGAUCGUUAUUUAGUCAAUGGUGCUCAUGAUACCAAUGAAUUACAAGAUUCUCUUGAUGGGUUCAUUAAUAAAUUUGUUCUUUGUGCUUCUUGUAAAAAUCCAGAAACUGAAAUUGAAGUUAAAGGUAAAGAUAAUUUAGAAAGAGAUUGUAAAGCUUGUGGUAAGAUUUCUCCUAUUGAACCAAAACAUAAAUUAUAUUCUUAUAUUGUUAAGAAUCCUCCAACUUCAAAGAAAGGUAAAAAAGCUGCUACUGCUACUGCUAAUGUUGUUGGUGGAGGUAAAUCUAUUUCUGAUAUUGCUCAAGAUUCCUCUAACGGUGAUGCUUCUGCUGCUCAAACCAAUGGUGGUGAUGAAGAUGAUGAUAUCUUAGCUAAGAAAUUUAAUCAAGAAGCUGCUCAAUUAGAAACUGUGGUGGUUAAAGAUGAAGAUUGGUCCGUUGAUAUGUCUGAAGAAGCAAUUGCUGCUAGAGCCAGAGAAUUAGAAGGUUUAAACUUAAAUGAAACUGAAUCUAAAGUUAAUGAAUUAGGUGAAUGGUUAUUAAAAGAAUCAGAAGAUUCCAAAGAAGAUUUACCAACUGAUGUUGAUAUAUAUAAGAGAAUUUCAGAAUUAGAAAUCAUUGAUCAACCUGAAACUGUUCAAGUUUUAGCUCAAGUAUUAUUUGAUGAUGAAAUUGCUACUCAAAUCGAACCUCAUGCUGGUUUAUUAUCUAAAUUAAUCAAUGGUGAUGAAGAAUUUGAAAAAGCUUUCUUAGGAGGUUUAGAAAGAUUCUUUGGUUUAGAACAACCAGAAUUAAUUCCAAGAAUCCCAGCUGUUUUACAUAUCUUAUAUGAUAAAGAAGUUAUUAGUGAAGAAACUAUUAUCGCUUGGGGUAGUAAAGUAUCAAAGAAAUAUGUUGCUAAAGAUAUUUCUAAAAAGGUUCGUAAAGCAGCUAAACCUUUUGUUAAAUGGUUACAAGAAGCUGAUGAAGAAAGUGACGAAGAAUAGAUGUCUUUCACUAUUUGUCUUUUAUAUAUAUAUUAAUUAAUUGUGUUCAUUUUUAAGUUUCAUACAUAUAUACCUCUAUAAGUAAUAAUGUAAAUAUUUUCAAGUUUAAAC
Molecule: messenger RNA, 1755 nt
Organism: Scheffersomyces coipomensis
Lineage: Eukaryota; Fungi; Ascomycota; Pichiomycetes; Serinales; Debaryomycetaceae
Gene: TIF5
Product: translation initiation factor eIF5
Exons: 1
Coding region: 445-1644 (399 amino acids)
Biological process (GO): formation of cytoplasmic translation initiation complex; formation of translation preinitiation complex; translational initiation
Cellular component (GO): cytosol
Molecular function (GO): translation initiation factor activity; GDP-dissociation inhibitor activity; eukaryotic initiation factor eIF2 binding
Source: RefSeq, a predicted model, not a curated record